This is a messenger RNA of Magnolia sinica, 3563 nucleotides long. RefSeq names its product putative disease resistance protein RGA3. Gene Ontology annotation, biological process: defense response to other organism. The record is from RefSeq and is a predicted model, not a curated record. Gene Ontology annotation, molecular function: ADP binding. The coding region runs from base 91 to 2700 and encodes 869 amino acids. The transcript has 2 exons. NCBI's taxonomy places the organism in Eukaryota, Viridiplantae, Streptophyta, Magnoliopsida, Magnoliales, Magnoliaceae.
AGUCCUACACUUUCCCAAUUUCAACACCUCUGUGAACUCAAACUCCUCUCUUCUUCCCAUCUACAUCCCAAACAAAAGAAGAAAGAAAACAUGGUCGAUUCACUCAUCUCAAUCGCAGUGGAGAAGUUCAACACCAUCCUCCAAGAUGAGGUGGCUUUGUUGGUGGGUGUCAAGAACGAGAUCGAAAAGCUUUUCGAAACGUUCACCUCAAUCCAAGCUGUGCUUGAGGAUGCUGAAUCUCGGCGAGUGAAGGACAGAGCUGUGAAAAUCUGGUUGGAGAAGCUCAAAGAAGUGGCCUACGAUGUGGACGACAUACUAGAUGAGUGGAUGACGGAAAAUCUAAGAUCACAAGCAGCUGAGGAAGGUGAUGGCUCCUGUUUCAGCUUCAUUGUUAUUUGUUUCCUUUCCCCUCUUACUUGCUUUAAUCAUGUCAUGUUCCGCCAUAGAAUUGGAAGUAGGAUAAAGGAGGCAAGGGGUAGAUUAGAUGAUAUUUCCAAAGAGACGAGACAAUUGGGCCUUAGUGUAGCUAGUGGAGAGAGGGAGAGAGUGGAUAGUGAAGUGAAGAAGGACGAAAUUAGAAAGCGAGAAACAAGCUCCCUAGUUGACAGAUCGUCGAUUGUCGGUAGAGAAGACGAUAAAAAUGAAGUCAUAGACUUGCUGCUGAGGGAGAGUAGUCAGGAGGUAACUGAGGUGCCCUUCGUCAUUUCUAUCGUUGGAAUGGGGGGUUUGGGCAAGACAUCCCUUGCUAAGCUCGUCUACAACGAUGAGAAACUCAAGGGGCAUUUCGACAUUAAAAUGUGGGUCUGUGUUUCGGAAGAUUUUGAUGUGAAACGGAUUACGAAAUUAAUGAUAGAAUCUGCGACAGAGUCUGCUUGUAAUCUUGAAAGCUUGGACCUGUUGCAAAGCCGCCUUCGUGAAUUCUUGCAUUCAAAGCGAUUCUUGCUUGUGCUUGAUGACAUUUGGAGUGAGGAUCGUAGGAUGUGGGACGAACUGAGACUUCCGUUCCAAGCUGGUGCAUUGGGGAGUCGAAUCGUCAUAACCGCUCGUAGUGAAAAGGUUGCAAUGGCGAUGGGAAACAUCCACAUGCACAAAUUGGAGGCCUUAUCUGAUGAGGAUUGUUGGUUAAUGUUCAGCCGCAGUGCAUUUGGUGAUCAGAGUGCAGAAGAGCGUUUGGAGUUGAAAGAGAUCGGACGGGGAAUCGUAAAGAAAUGUGGAGGCAUACCACUCGCAGCAAAGACAAUAGGGAGUGCCAUGCAGUUGAGAAGGACGAGAAGGCAGUGGGAGCUCGUCUUGGAAAGUGAAACAUGGAAUUUAGUGGAUGUCAUGGAAGGAAUUUUACCAGCUUUGUUACUCAGCUACUACGACUUGCCUCCUGCUCUGAAGCAGUGCUUCGCGUAUUGCUCUAUUUUCCCCAAAGAUUGGGAGCUAGAAAAGGCUACGAUAGUUAAGUUAUGGAUCGCACAAGGCUUCAUCGGCUCCGACACAAGCGAAGAUAUGGAGGAAAUUGGUGGGCUGUAUUUUGAUGAUCUAUUAAGACGAUCGUUACUCCAAGAUGCAGAAAUGGGUAGUAAUGGCAGCAUAUUCAGCUGCAAGAUGCAUGAUUUAGUUCAUGACCUCGCACAAUCUGUUGCAGGAAAUGACUGUUUGAUUGUGGGGAUGACACAGCAGGCCAAUCUGAACCUAAACAAGGUCCACCAUUCUUUCAUCUUCAGUUCAUCUAUGUUUGAAGUAACUUCAAGUUCAUCCACCUUUCAUAAGGCCGACAAGUUGCGAACAUUGCUAGUCUCCCAUGGAUCAAGAGUUUUUCCUCCUAAAUUGGAAAUGUCGCUAAUGAAACAAGUAAGAAUCUCAAUUUGUCUCCACAAAUUAUUUCAUCAUUUGCAAUGCCUUAGGGCGUUAGACAUGACCGGAGCCAAGAUUGUGAAAUUGCCUCGAACAGUAGGACAGUUGAAGCAUUUGAGAUAUCUCGAUUUGUCUUACUCAAAUAUCGAAGAGAUCUCUGCUGGGUUAAUUAAUUGCGUAAAUUUACAGACCUUGAUACUCAAUGCCUGUGAAUGGCUAAGAAAACUGCCUAGAGAAAUGAGAAAAAUGAUUAGCCUCAGACAUCUAGAACUUGAGAGGAUCAACAAUCUAAGCUACUUACCCAAAGGGAUAGGGAGACUAAGUACUCUUCAAACAUUAACAAAAUUCAUUGUGGGUGGCAACCAUGGUGUGGAUGGAUGUGAUUUAGGAGAAUUGAAACACCUUAACCUCCUUCAGGGAAGCCUUGAUAUAACCCAAUUGCAAAAUGUGUCAAGCCAGGAGGAAGCUAGGGAAGCAGAAUUGUAUAAGAAAAGGCACCUUCAUACUCUCUCCUUAUACUUCAACUACCCCACAUACGGAGAGGAAGUGGGAGAUGAAGAGAAGAGGAGAACAGAGGGAGUGCUCGAAGGACUCCGGCCUCAUACAAACUUGAAAGAGUUGAAGAUAUGGAGUUACAGAGGUUCCAAGUUUCCUGAGUGGAUGGGGGAUCCCUCUUCUAAUCUAAUCAGGAUUCUACUGUAUGAUUGCAGUGAGUGCGAACAGCUACCGGCUCUGUGGAAUCUACCUAUGCUCCAAGAUUUAGGAAUGUUUGGGUGUCCGCUCUUGGCAGAGAAGUACAAAGAGGGAGGAGAAGACAGGCCCAGGAUUGCCCAUAUCCCUUCUGUCCGCAUUUUUUAACUGACUGAUGUGGGACCAGAUUAGGUGGUGUGAUGAUGUGUUGAUGAUGUGGGGACCACCUUGAUGUAUUUGUUUUAUGUCCAUGCAUCCAUCCAUUUUUCUAGCUCAUUUUAGGACAUGAGCGAAAAAAUUAAGCAGAUCCAAAGCUCAAGUGGACUAGACUUCAAGAAACAGUGGGGAUAAUGACACCCAAUGUUAAAACAUUCCUAGGGCUUACUGUAAUGUUUAUUUUCUAUCCAUGCCAACAUGUUGAAAAGGUCACCCAAUCCUGGAUUUUGGAAAAAUACAAACAUUAUCUUGAUCCUAACUUUUGUGGGCCCCAAGAAGUUUUUAAUGGUGGGUGCUCAAUCACCACUGUUUCCUAUGGUGUGGUCCACUUGAGCUUCAGAUCUGAUUCAUUUUUUGGUUCAUGCCUGAAUGAUCUGGCAAAACAGAUGAAUGGCUUGGAUACAAAACAAAAACAUCAGGUGGGCCUGACAGUGCCCAACACAUCACUGUGCCACUGCUGGAGGUGGCGAUCGACACCACCUAAUCCGCAUCCAGUGUCGUGAGCAUCGGGUGGCGCUCCAUGAAUUUGUUUUGGUGGGGGCAUUUAAUGGCACCACAUGAAUCUCUUUCUUCAUUUUCUCUUAAUUAUUGAGCUGUGUGCUUGUGUAUUUGGUUUUUUAUUUUCUUUCUUUUUCUUUUUUUUUUAUGAAUUAGCUGUCAUGUUUUUAUUUUCAUUUUCAUGUGUAAUGGAUGUAAUAAUAUAUCAAUCAAUGAAGACUUGUUCCUAGUUUUCUGAUAUCAUGUCAUUCAUGAGAGAUCAUAUCAUGGAAACUGUAUUGUGUUCUGUUUCAUUAAGUACGAGAAAAAUACAUAAA